Durio zibethinus is the source of this 991-nucleotide messenger RNA. Its product is annotated as large ribosomal subunit protein uL5z. Gene Ontology annotation, cellular component: ribosome. Gene Ontology annotation, molecular function: structural constituent of ribosome. Lineage: Eukaryota; Viridiplantae; Streptophyta; Magnoliopsida; Malvales; Malvaceae. Gene Ontology annotation, biological process: translation. The record is from RefSeq and is a predicted model, not a curated record.
UUUUUUGUUUUAUUCCGAAACCCCGUCCCAACAAGAAAGUCAAUUGAACAGUUGACGCACAUGUACCUGACCCUUUAAAACCCUAGACUGUGGAGUCGAUAUAUUUGUUAGAUCUAUCACGCAGCUGCCCACUACGCCGCAGCUCUCGACCUCCUUCACUUCGCCAUGGCAUCAGAGAAGAAGCUGUCGAACCCAAUGAGGGAGAUUAAAGUUCAGAAACUUGUCCUAAACAUCUCCGUCGGUGAAAGCGGUGAUCGUCUCACACGUGCAGCCAAGGUCUUGGAACAACUCAGUAGUCAAAGCCCUGUCUUCUCAAAGGCUAGGUACACUGUGAGAUCUUUCGGAAUCAGGCGUAAUGAGAAGAUUGCUUGCUACGUGACGGUGAGGGGAGAGAAGGCUAUGCAGCUUCUUGAGAGCGGUUUGAAGGUUAAGGAGUACGAGCUUUUGAGAAGGAACUUCAGUGAUACUGGCUGCUUUGGAUUCGGUAUCCAGGAGCACAUUGAUCUUGGCAUCAAGUAUGAUCCUUCAACUGGUAUCUAUGGUAUGGACUUCUAUGUUGUUCUGGAACGAGCUGGGUACCGUGUGGGACGUCGUCGCAGGUGCAAGUCACGUGUUGGCAUUCAGCACAGAGUUACUAAGGAGGAUGCCAUGAAGUGGUUCCAGGUCAAAUAUGAAGGUGUCAUCCUUAACAAGUCUCAAAAUAUUUGAGCUUAGGUGUAGCAGUUACGAGCUCAGCUGGGAUGUUUGGAGUUUUGGCUAGUUUCUGUGUUUCAGUUAUCCAUUUCCUGAAGAGAUUUAUAAUUGGCUUUAAAAUCCUAAGUAUCCUUUCUGUUGGUUUAAUUACUUUAUUAUUAUAGCAUUUGGAAAAUGCUUUUCUCUAUUCAAAUAUGUUAGAACAAUUAGUGAUGAAAGAAAGGCUUAGCAUUUGCCUACCACAGGUGUAACUUCACCCAAGGCAUGUAGUGUGAAUGAAAUGCCCGUAUUCUAUAAU